Caenorhabditis briggsae is the source of this 2094-nucleotide messenger RNA. The record is from RefSeq and is a predicted model, not a curated record. Lineage: Eukaryota; Metazoa; Nematoda; Chromadorea; Rhabditida; Rhabditidae. The coding region runs from base 1 to 2094 and encodes 697 amino acids. The transcript has 19 exons.
AUGCAAUACAAAGCUUGUCUCUCGGAUCUACAGUAUUGGAAAUCGUGGGUUGAAACUUAUGGAAUUCCAAAGAAUGUCCUCGAAUCCCGAAAAUCGCCGUCUACAGUACCCGCAAAACGUAAGUUGUGGACAUCUGGACAGACAGACAACCCGGAAUAUUUUUUUGCAGCGAAGCCUGGAAUUGAAAACAAUGAGCCAUUCAAGAAGAGUUCCAAUAAUCCUAGAGUCCCGCUUUUGGAUGUUCCAGUGCAUCGUGGAAAACUCCUGAAGCAGAGCAAAUACAAAGAGUAUUGUGAGUACUUUUGUAAGGUGCUGAAAGAGAAACAGUCGUGUGCUGAAACGGAAAAAUCGAUAAAAUGCAUCUGUUUUCAUUGUCCUGGAGAUACACGGAUCACGACGGUUAUGGAACUGUUACAGCAUGUUUUCAAUAGCAAACAUGCUGAAAAUAUCCGAUUCCUUGCCAACAGAGAAGACUUCACAUAUCACGAAGACAUCAUCCGGAAAAUGCCACGCAUUCAAACACCAGCAGCAGUUAGUCGAACUCCUGCCAUUAGAACCUACAGUACCUUCCAAAAUCUGUUUUCUUUUAGGAUCAACAUAUUUGAGUCAAUUGAAUUUGAUAUGAUAGAAAAACUCAAGAACUACAAAUUUGGACUACUGUAUCCAGUCUAUUUGGACUACUGUACCCAGUCUAUGAACAGAGUUACAAGCCAUAAAUCGUCUGAGCUACGCGCCCACAGUUUUACGGCUUGUAACUUCGUUCACAGACCAGCUACAGUAUUCAAAAUACUGACAUUUACUGCCUAUGUUGUAAGACCGGAUUACACACAAGGUGGACAGCGAAUACUAAAUUCCACUCCACCAAUGAUAGCCCCAAUGUCAGCUCCGAUUCCCACAGAUCCUGUUCAUCGAACUGUCUCUGCAACUCCCACGCCAACGCAAACACCACGCACACUCUGCAAACUUCCUUGUUUUGGCUUGCGUCCUGUGUACAUGUCCAAAGAGCGCACAAAACCAACGGAAGCCCAAUUAUCGUUUAUCAAUGGAUUGACUAGUGACGGAGGCACCAGCGGUCUUCCAUAUGUUGCCGAUGGGACAUACUGUGGUUGCUGUGAUGAGGAUAUGACUGGUUGGGAUGUGGUUCGCAUCGCUUGUCAUGUGUUUUCAGACAGUCAUCUUCGAAAACUUGCCAACCUUGUUUAUGUUUGUGAUUUUCAACAUUGGAUCGACAUGAUUGAACGACGAGGUUUGGCUUCUACUCCUCAAGCUGCGAAACCUGGAUCAGUAUCUGCUCAAACCGUCACACAAAGUUCAAUUGAACAACGAACACCACAUUCCGCCUCUGUUGUGAGACCGGACCCACCGAUUGUUCGACAAAGUGUAGUUCAACGACCGAUACCACAGGUGGUUCGUACACGCUGCACCCUUCCUCUAUAUGUCUCAUGCCCUACAAUAGACCCUACCGGACCAUUUAACAGUCAAGUUUCAUUCAUCAAUAGAGUUGCCAUUCGAGGAAUCGAAGCCACUCGUUCAUAUGUUGCCGAUGGGACGUUCUGUGGCUUUUGUAACGUUGACAUGACGGGAUACAAUUUGAUUCGAGUCGUCAAACAUGCGUUUUCAAUCAACCAUCUUCGAAAACUGGACAAUCUUCCCCACUUAUCUGUUUUCCAACAUUGGAUAAUCAUGAUUGAACGCAGUGACUUCGUUUUAACACCUCAAUUUACAUCGUCCCCUCUGCAAUUUAAAUCGUCCCCUCUGUAUACGUUACUCGGAUUGAAAUCAAUGAAAGCAGCGUUGAAUGACUUUGAUGUGUUUUCCAACUUUUCACCAACACAAAUGGAACUGAUUUCAAAUGUGGACAUGGCGAAAAUUGAACAAUGUGCGGAAUUGUUGAAUGAGUUCGGUGGAUGUAUUUACUGUGAAAAAUGGCUUUUGACUGGACGAGAAGUUUUCGAGCACUGGAUUCCACAACAGCAUUUUUUGAAGAUCCGACAGCAACAUCCAGUUAGUCGGCGUCGUAUGGAUAUAUUUAUGGAAUAUGCAUCAUCAUGUGAAAAUAACGUCGUCGAUGGUAUUCAAAAUUUUGCUUCAUAA